AUGGACACCGUCGUGGCGGGAGCGCUGGCCGCGUUCACUGUGGACCUGCUCAUCUAUCCGCUCGACACGCUCAAGACGCGUCUGCAAGCGCCGGACUCUGCCACUCGCUUUCCCGCCGGCCGCGGCCUGUACAGCGGCCUCUACCAGGGUGUCGGCAGCGUCAUCUUUGCCACGCUGCCUGCAGCUGGACUCUUCUUCACUACUUACGAGCAUUCGAAGAGCCUGUUGGCAUCGUCCAGCUCGCCGCUUGCCAAUGCACCGCCCGCCUUGUCGCACAUGCUCGCCAGCUCGACCGCAGAGCUUGUCUCGUGUCUCGUACUGACGCCGGCCGAGAUCAUCAAGCAGAGGGCGCAGGUGGUCAACAAGCAGCAGCAAAAAUCAAAUUCAUCUUGUUCGCAAGCGAAAGCGUCCACGUUAUCCUCCUCGUCCGCAGCAACCGCAGUAUCCGCAGCCAAGCAGACGGUGCAGCAGACCAGUCCUGGUGACUCCAAAGUGCAAAUCGCCAAGGAGACGGUCAAGAAUACCGUGGACAAGGUUACGAGGCAAGCGUCACCAGGCAGUGCCGCCUCUACCGCAAGAAACAUCGUGCUCGAUGCCCAAGAGAAACUGCAACAGUCUGCCACUGGCAGAUCAGACGCCUCUUCAAAAGGCCUAGCCACCGUCCGAACCGCUGCCGCGCCGCUGGGUUCGACUUUCACCCGUUCCUAUCUUGCUCUGGCCGGAAGAAAUCUUCCCUUCACCGCGCUUCAGUUCCCGAUAUACGAGUCUCUCCGCGAAACCUUUGGCGCCUGGGCAGGACUCAAGGCAGGAACACACAAGGAAGACGGCGGCGUCGACGACGUUCGCACCUCCGAAGACUUUCGCCGCCAAGCUGCACGCGACCAGACCAGCGUCGCAGCCGAGUUCGGCAAGGCCGGAUUGGUGGCGGGCGGCUCGGCGGCCGUAGCCGGCUCGUUCGCGGCGGUCGUCACUACGCCCAUCGACGUGGCCAAGACGCGCAUCAUGCUAGACACUGGCGAGCAGGCAGGCAAGCAGCAACUCGGUGUGCUUGCCACCAUGCGUCAAAUCGCGCUCAAAGAAGGUUGGAAAGCACUCAUGAAGGGCGGCGCACUCAGAGGCGCAUGGACAGCCCUCGGUGCAGGCGUAUAUCUCGGCAGCUACGAGGCUGGCAGGCUGUGGUGGAGAGACAGGCAGCGUCAUGCCAACAAUGCUUGA
Molecule: messenger RNA, 1215 nt
Organism: Moesziomyces aphidis
Lineage: Eukaryota; Fungi; Basidiomycota; Ustilaginomycetes; Ustilaginales; Ustilaginaceae
Source: the annotation of a GenBank genome assembly